AAUUGAUUGGCUGACCAAUAAUUCAUAAGCUUGAUUCUGCUGGGGGCCAGGAGUAGUUCAUGCGAAAGCCAUCAAAGCCAAGAGAGUUUAUGUUUCGUCCUUGUGUUUUUUCAUAGAAUACCUAGAAUGAUAAACAUUUAUAAUAUCGCUGUGGUUAUUGUGGUUUUACUGCCUUCAAACCAAGGUAUGGUAGCUGCUGUUUAUCAUUAACAGCGAGUGCAUGAGUUACUUCACGCUCAACUUGACGUUUACUAAACUUGUGUCUGUGUUCUUCACGAGACACAUUCGGGAAGGCAGCUCAAAACAUGAUUUGGGUCCACCGUUCCCAUUUUAGAAAAAAGCGAAACUCUAGUGUUAAAGUUGUCCUUUAAUCUGUUGUAUUUCGUCCACGUUUUAAUUAUUUUCUCGCGAUAUUUAAAUAUUGUAUAUACAAAAACAGUGUUUCGCUUUUUCGACUCUAUGAAUGUAAUUUAUUUCCAAUUCUAACCAUCGCGCAUUCAUAACAAGUUUAUAAUGAAGAUGCGUCAUCUGAAAUAUAACCCGCAGGCCUAUAUUUCGAUAUCUAGACCAUUUUAUUAACUUCGUGUCGUUUUGAGAAAAGAAGUCGACUUUCAUGAUUCUGUUGAUCACCUGCAAUGGUAAUUUCUGAUCUAUUAGCAAUCACAUCAAAACAGUAGUCGUGCAGCUUAAUGUUGUGAACUUCGACGUCACAUUUUGUUUUACUAAAAGAAUAUAUAUAUUUUGUAUGAAUCUGGAAGGGGAGUCAUUCUUUUUAUUCAGAUACCACUUUCUUAAACGGAGAAUCACGAUCAAAGCCUUGUUUGUGUGCUUUUUAUUUAUUUUAAAAACGUGAAGGGCUGUAUUGAUUUUUCAGUUUCUACUAUUGUAUGUGAAUUAAGUGAGUUGGAAGCGAACUGUUGCAAUCAAGCGAAGAGGAGAUAAGAUUCAUCAGCGGCUAAUAUAGCGUUAUUUUGUUUUUCCUCUUGUUGUUUUUGUGACCAGGUCGGCAUCACAUAAUUAGCCGUGGACAUCUGAAGCCUCCUCUGGAGGAACCGGCCUUCUUUACAACGGAUAUAGAACCAGAUGAACUUGAUUUGAAGCAGGGUAAGUCGUGUUGGAGAGAAGUGCACGAGGUGUCUGAUCGUUACUUCUGUCGUCUUUAUACCAAGGAUGUUUUGUUUUCAUUUAGUCGGAUCUGUUAAAUAUGGCUACAAUGGAUAUGAAAUGCACUCACAGCAAGAUUCACCUUUGCUUAUUGAAAAUCGACUAUUUUUAAUUACUGAUUUUAAUAACCAGAAAUCCUGAAUACCAGUGUUAAUCGGUACGGAAAAUGUUGUGCUUUUUUAUAGAACCCCUGUUCCCUAGAGUAACAUCUGACCACACUGUCUCAUAUUGACCAAGAUAACGUGUUCUCAUUAUUUGGGAACAAAUUGAACUACGUUAAAAACUAUGCUCAGAGCAAGACCAGUUUUGCGUAAUAACUUAAAUUAAUUCAAGGCAUAAGCCGUAGAAGCCUAAACUGAGAGAUUUUUAAGGUUUUUCGAGACAUUCAAACCCGGAAGCCGUGGCGUCAACAAGAACUCAGCGUUGUUUACCAACUGACCCAUGAGGCAACACAGAGCUAAUGACACCUUACACCUUUGAUUCACUCUUAACGGUGGCCACUUUACGUUAUCAACUCAUGUGAUAAUACCGUAUUUCUUUGUUAUACUCUCCCACCGACGCAGCACCACAGUUUCUUAGAAACUUUUAAUGACACCUUAGCCGGAGUCAUGAAGGCGAACUUCCACUCUCCACAAACAUUGUCGUAGCGCGCUAACGUCAAUCAUGUGUAUGUUCAAACAUGAUACAUUUGCGCAGUAGAAAGAACAUGGAUUUGGGAAAACGUUCGUAUGUUAUUGAAACUUAACACGAAGGAGCCAUCAAGCCCUGCAUGAAACCUAUCACUGACUUUAUUCCGUUCAGUAGACAAGCGCAAAGGUAUUGCGAGGUCAAAAGCUCACAUCGGCUCUUUCAUUAAUUUAUUUACUCUCUCUUUCAGAGCAACAACGUAGAGUCAAGGGAGGAACAAAUAGUCAUAAGAUGCCACCUCCUGUUGGUCCUAUCAGGGACCUUCACCUUAAGCAAGGUGAAUGGAAACCGACGGUCAUGCAUACCUUCCAGUUAUUAACGUUGAAAUUAGUAAAUCGGGUUUGAGCUCUCCCUUUGUCCUUGUAACAAUUGGAAAAGGCAAACUAAAUGCUCCAGAAAAAUUGGAUUAACCCUCUUUACCCUAACAUCAGCAUGCUUAUUCUCUAUGCUGUUCUCUAUAUAUUUCAUAAGGGGCUGACAAGGAGAAUUUGUUUAACAAUCAAUAGCUUCUUCAGUCGGUGAUCAUUUCUUCCUUUCUCGUGACUUUACUGUGUGAUUCAAGAGUGAUAUUGUAGGGGAAAAUAAGAUGUUAGACAACCUUAUUGGUCAAAGGGUUAGAAUCGAAACUUAGCAUUUUCAACGACUUCUCGCCACGAGUUUCACCUAGUUCUACACCGAAACGUUCCCGGCCUUUAAGUAAGUAAUUCCAUUCAAUCAAAGAAAGAAUCGCCUCUUCGUCUCUACGUUCUUACAUUAUAAGUUGACAUCAUAGGCAUCACAAGGUGGCUGAUUAGCAUAGAGAAUCUUUGUUUGUAAACCGGCCUCUCUAUUGCUCAACACAACUCUGAAAAAAUAACCUGGGCAGAUGUAUUUCUUUCUUACAGAGCAAAAACGAGGAGACAGUGGAGAACAAAAGACCUUUAAGAUGCCACCUCCUCAUGGUCCUAUCCGAGAAAUCAAUCCACACGCACCAUACUUCGACGAAGGUGAAACGUCACGCUAUGUUCUCUCAAACUGUGCAUAAGUAACGACUCGAAUCCGAAGGAAGUUUUGGGAUGAAUAACUUCUUACCCUAAAACGAAUGUCCUUUCAGUACAAUAUAAAUUGUUAUGUCUUAAAACGACUACGUCGUGCCUUCUGUAUGAAGCAUGAUUUUUUUCAAGUGUGUUUUACCUUAAUCCUUGACUAACCUCUUCAUUUAUUUCGUACUUUUCUGAAAUAUAAGUUUUAUUUCAAAAUACCAUCAAAAAUUAGACAUUUUUUACAUUGGACAAAAAAAAAACUUCCUCGUAAAAUAUCAUGAUGUACUUGAUUAUUCCUAAGUACAAACCUUCCAUCGUUGUUAUUCACACGUAGGUCGUGACAGUUGUGGCCGCAAUUCAGGUUCUUCUUCACGAGUCAUCAAUGGCGAUGACGCUACUCUUGGAGAAUGGCCAUGGCAGGCCCGCUUGGAAUUCAACCAUCACCAUAUAUGUGGAGGGUCACUGAUUAUGGCAGAGUGGGUUAUGACCGCUGCUCAUUGCGUACUUAAUGAUGAUCCCAGCAAGUUUAAGGUGAUCCUUGGGGAUAUCGAUCGUAAGAAGAAUGAAGGCUCAGAACAAGAAUUUGAGGUGAAACGUAUCAUCAAACAUCGUCUAUUCUCACACCCAGUUCCAUACGAGAACGAUAUCGCCCUCUUUCAGCUUUCGCACCAAGCUUCUCGCGGCGACUUAGUGAAUACAGCUUGUUUACCAGAAUUUCUUGAAGAAGUGCCGCUUGGGAAGGAAUGUUACAUAACAGGUAUAAUCUAAUAGUUACCUUUGAUUUUCUAACACAGGUUUAAUCUUCGUCUCAACAAAGCAAUAAUAUAUAUUCAAACCUUUUUCCGUGUUCGAAAAAUUAUAACAAGGAGAAGCUUCCUUCUCGCCGGCACAUUUGAAAUUAGGGGGGAAAAGUUUCUGAAGAAACUGUGGUGCUGCGUCGGUGGGGAAGUGUAGCAAGAUGAUUUUGGUAUCAACAUCUGAGUUGAUAAUGUGAAUUAGCCACCGUGAAGAGUUUCAAAGCUUAGCUUUGAAACUCUUCACGGUGGCCAAUUUGCAUUAUCAACUCAGUUAAUAAAACCAAAAUUACAUUUGAAAUAAGUUCACUAAUGUUAUCAGCUUGAAGGAAUGAGGUCCUAUUCCAAUUUCCAAACUUUCGAAAGUUGUUCGAUUGCUUUCUCUCAUGGACUCUGCUGGAGGAUUAAUUAUAUUGUGGCUCUUAUCUUGUCUAAUUAGUUAAACGCUUGAGCUGUUAUGUCUGUAGGUUGGGGACAGAUGUUUGGUAAAGGCGAUUCAGCUACGAUCCUACAACAGGCGCGAAUGCCUGUUGUCUCUAACGGAGCAUGUGCAGCAAAACUGGAUACCUCACCGAAUGGUGGGCUUCAUACUGAUAACCGAACCUGGAUAGUGACAAGCAAAAUGAUCUGCGCAGGAGAUGCAGGGCACACUAAGACAAGCGGCUGCUUUGGGGACAGCGGUGGGCCAUUUCAAUGCAAGAAUACCGCUGGCCAGUGGGUAGUGCAGGGUAUUGUAAGCUGGGGUGACCCGGAUUGUUCAUCGAGUAACCAUUACACGGUGUUCACUCGGGUCAGCGUGUUUCGCAAGUGGAUCGAGGAUAUGUUGAAAGAUACAGUUAACAAAUCUGAUAAAGACAUUUAGGUACAUCUAAGCAACCACGUAUGAGCCGGAAAAUUUCGUUUUUUUAUAAAUAACAAUUAAAUUUUGAAAAGUCAGUUAAGUUACCUUUUUAGUAUUUAACUAUCGGAGGAAAUGCGGCAUAAGAGAAAAAAGAUUGUAAAUUAACUUAAAUUAUUACGGGAAAGCUAUGAAGAUUGUAAAUUAACCUAAACAGGUUAAAAGUAACGGAAAAGUAAAGGUUACUUAGGAUAGAUCUCACCUAUUACAUUUCCGAGCUUGAAAUGACAGACCACAGUAGGUUUCUACACAGUAACUUUUACAGUACACUCUUUCCCAGAAGUUUAUUCUCACUUUCCACCGUCGCUGUGGAUUGCUCUGUGAGAAAAACGGACUAAAGCGACUCCGACAUAUCACGAACUUUCCUCGCCCUGAGCAAAAGCCAAGCUUAGUCAAGUUGGCCAUUCUAAAUCAUACGUUAUGCUGUGCAAUUGAACACCACCCUGGAAUACUUCUACAGUUAGCAGUGAUUAACGACUUCUUCGAUACCAGUUUAUACAACACAAUUCUGUCGCGCUAUUUGGACUAUAUUUAUAAGAAUAGAAAUAAAAAUUUCAAAACUGG
Molecule: messenger RNA, 5129 nt
Organism: Pocillopora meandrina
Lineage: Eukaryota; Metazoa; Cnidaria; Anthozoa; Scleractinia; Pocilloporidae
Source: the annotation of a GenBank genome assembly